AUGGGUUUUCAUGAGCAGGAUUUAUGCACAUCCAUUAAUAUUAAACCAGCCCAUUUGUUGAACUCAUCUUCUAACAGAGAUUCAAGUGCCAUGGCAGAAAGAGAUGGGACCAGAGUUUUGGUUCCAAGUGCAGAGGCCACAGCCUUUCCAGGCGAUGAGAAUGAAGGAAAUGAUCAUCUAAACAGUAAUCAUUUCCAGCAGCCGCCUGUUGUUUCCCCAGUGGAUCAUGAUUCGAAUGUGCCAUACAACAUAUCAGUUGAUCGAAUCCUUCUCUGCAGCACGUCUCCAAUGAAUGUCCUGCAACAUGUCACUUACAACUCAGAGAACAGCAUGAAGAAUGUCCUUGUUCUUGUGAGAAUUGAUAAUGCCCUUGUAUUUGAUAGAGAUAAAGGAUGGGAUUCAUUGCUUAGUACCAACAGAUGGCAAGACCCUCGAGGUCGAUGA
Prunus armeniaca (apricot) is the source of this 444-nucleotide messenger RNA. Lineage: Eukaryota; Viridiplantae; Streptophyta; Magnoliopsida; Rosales; Rosaceae. The record is from the annotation of a GenBank genome assembly.